AUGAGCCAUUUAUUAAAAGACAUUAGCUACGGUCCUCUUUGCCUGGUCGGUGGAGGUCUUGCUCUCUUGAGUUAUUUUGCUAUUGAAGAAUUUCUCAUCACCAAAUAUAAUCGAGUUGAAUUAUAUAAGGCUCUUCAAAAUUUGAAUGAUUCAAAUCCCGAGACUAGAGAACAAGGUAUUCUCUUUAUUUUCGAUUAUAUACAUAACAAGGAACAAGUAGAGAAAAAAGACCCAGCAGAAGAAAAGAAAGAUAUUCUUUACGAGCAUAAUACUCUUAGAAAGUGUUUAAAGUUACUAACAACCUACUUUGAUACCAACACGGACAAGACUAAUCAAUGUGCUUUGAUUAUCAUUCGUGAAUUAAUUUGUGGUCCUGCCUCAAUUGAAAGAAGACGUCAUUUCAACAUGUCUCUCAAAGGCUUACCAACACUCUUUCAAUGUUGUUUGUCCGAUAAUGAAAAAGUUGUUUUACCUGCAUUACGUGCUUUAAAGUCAGGUACAACCUUUGAAGUAUUUAAGAAGGAAUUAGAGGAUGAUGUACCAAGAGGUUCUGAAGGAGGUGCUAUUUUAUUAAAAUCUAUUGAAUCUGAGGAUUUAUUUAGAUUGGCAUCCAUGCUAAAUGGUCAAGAAAAUACUGAAAUUUUGAGAGGUGUUACAAGCAUUUUAUCACACAUUUCUCAUUCACAAGAUGGUGCAAUGGUUUUGGCUGAACAAGAUAGUGUUGUUUCUUCUCUAUUGCCUUUAUUAACUUCUCAUGUUGAUAAUAUUAGCAAGAAUGCAGUGAUUACUCUUGCUAAUAUUGCCAAAGUUAAUUUUGAACAACAUGAAGAUUGUUUAGUUACUGGUUUGAGGUCCAUUCUCAAAACUUUGAAUAAUCAAACAAAAUUACCACAAAAGAUUGCAGUCUUGGAAUACAUGUCCGCACUUGCUCAACAUUUUGCAACUAAACAAAUGGCAAUGAGAGAUAAUAUUGCAAGUCAAUUAUUAGAAUUGAAAGAACAAUGUGAAUAUUUGUUCAGAUUGGCAGAGGCAGAGAAUGCUCAAAUUAGAGAUCCAGCAAGAGUAUUCACUCAAUUAUUCACUCAACCAAGCUAUACAUCUCAAGCUGAUACAUUCUCUCUCUUGGAAACUGCUGUGAAACAACGAAUCAAGAUGGAACAAGAAGAAAAAGUUAAAAAGAUGAUUCAAAGUAUGCGUCAAAUGGGUAUUGACAUACCUCCACACAUUUUGAGUACCAUGUCACCAAAUGACAUUCAACAAUUGUACUUCCAAAUGAUGCAACAAUAUGGAAUGAUGUAA
Naegleria lovaniensis is the source of this 1299-nucleotide messenger RNA. RefSeq lists its product as uncharacterized. Bases 1 to 1299 code for a protein of 432 amino acids. The record is from RefSeq and is a predicted model, not a curated record. Lineage: Eukaryota; Heterolobosea; Eutetramitea; Acrasida; Naegleriidae. The transcript has a single exon.